This is a messenger RNA of Melanaphis sacchari, 1449 nucleotides long. Its product is annotated as Golgi integral membrane protein 4-like. Bases 244 to 1320 code for a protein of 358 amino acids. The transcript is spliced from 11 exons. The record is from RefSeq and is a predicted model, not a curated record. Gene Ontology annotation, cellular component: Golgi apparatus; Golgi membrane. NCBI's taxonomy places the organism in Eukaryota, Metazoa, Arthropoda, Insecta, Hemiptera, Aphididae.
ACCAUAAUACUCUAUUUAGUAUUCAGUAUUCGUUAAUCGUUCAUCUCGAAAAACAAAUAUUAAUUUGAUUCAUUUAAAUUUCAAAUAUUUUUUUUAUUUGUGAGUAGUGCAUACUGCUUUGAAUAUGGAUCACAGAUAAUAAUAUUAUUGUAUACAAAAUAUUUAUUGACGAUUUGAAUUAUAAAUUCUUAUAAUACCUAUAUAGAAAUAAAGUUACUUUGAAGCGACGAAUUUGUUUCCAAUAUGGUGGCCAGAGGAGGCAAAACGAGGUUUAUUGGAUUCAUUUGCAUGGUUUUGGUCUUGUCAGCCGUACUGUACAUAUUUCAUGAAACACAAGUAGAAUUAAUUGAUGUUCGUCAUUCAGCUUCCUCGUGUACACAUCAGUUAGAGUCAAUAUCAUCUCAAUUACAAGUUAUCGUUGAACAUAAGCUUAAAUUGGAGAGGUCAUUAGAAGAAGAAAAACAUGAACAUCUAAAAACCAAAGAGGAACUUAAUGCUGCAAUUCAAGAUGAGAAACAGUUACGUGAUAAACAAAAUGUUGACUCUAUGAAUCGAUAUAAUGAGAUAGAACGAAAUCAUGAAGUAUUACAGGAAGAAGAAAAAAAUUUAAGAGAAGCAUUGGAAAAAUUGAAAUUAAAAUACUUAGAAGAAAAAAAUAAAAAUAAACAACUUACUCAAAAAUUGAAUGAUGCACAAGACAAAAUACUAAAUUUGAAGAAUGAAAAAGUUAAAUUAAAGAGUGGAAAAGAAAACUUAGAAAAUGACCUAAAUAAUAACUUGCAAAAAUCAAAUGAAUUUUCAAAUAUAAAAUUUAUUCAGAAAUCAAAUGAUAUUAUGAAUGUUACCAAAUUAAAAAGUGGUUCUGUAACUCCGGCCAUUAAUCCACAAGCAAUUGAUGGAGCUACUGCUAAAAGUUCAACACCAAUGAUAAGUUCAAUAGUUAUUUCUACAAACAAAUCAUUAUCAAUUGAAAACGAUGAAGCCAAUCCAAUUAAUCAGCCUAUUAUUAUAGACAUCAGUUCUAAUAAAGUACCCAAUAAUGCUUUGACCUCACAAAAUGAAUCUGUUUCAACUCAAGAAUCUCAAGUUGGUGGAAAUGAAUCCAUGAAAGUUAUGCCUGCUCCACCUCAAGAAGAGACUGUUAAAAAAGAUCCAUUAAAUAAUAAUGAAGAAGAAAAAUUAUCAAAACAAAAAAAUAAUUCCUAUAAAUAUGAAUACGAACAAGAACAUUUCAAAGAAGAUGGUGAGAUUGACAAAGAUGAUGAAGAUUUGAAUGAUUUUGAUGCACGAGAAGAUGCACAUCAAAAUGCAAAUAAAUAAUUUUAUUGAUAUUUAUAAUUUAAAGUAGGUACCUUUAUAACUGGGAUGGACAACUUAAAGUUAUUAAAAGACUAAUUUUAAAAAUUUAAAAAUUUAAAUUAAAGGUCUAGAGAGUAUAUAAAUCAAAAA